GGAGGAGGAGGAGGUGGAGUUGAUGGCAGCGAGGUCCAGUGGCCACAGCCGAGCCAGAGGCACAUUUUGGCUGCUUCGUCCGUGUUUUUGGAAGGAGAGCUGAGGGUCCGGCUGGAGGAACAAGCCACAGGAUUUCACAAACAAACCCUGCAUCAAGCUCACGACUCCUGUGAGGUCUCCACUUGCCCUUAUGGACAGGCUCCAUCCAUGGCAGGGCUUCAAGCGUGUUUGAGCCACUGCCUGGUGGCUCAGAGGCCUGAGCUCUGAAAGGGUGUUGGUCAGACAGGGAGAGAUGUGCCCCACAGCACCUCCCUGUCCUGGUUCCUGCCUAGAUGGGGACCCCCUGCCCAGCACCAUGAGGACGAACCGCUGCAGCCACCUGCCUGGAGUCCCUCCGGAGUGCCCGCGCCCCACGGCCCCCGAUGGCAAGAGCCUGCCCAGCAGCAGCAGCAGCAGGGGCCUGGCCACCAGCUGUCCCCAGUAUGUCAUGCAGGUGUCCUCCAAGGAUGGGCAGCUGCUCUCGUCCGUCGUGCGGACCCUCGCCGUGCAGAGCAGCCCCUUCAAUGACCGCCCCAUCUGCAGGAUCUGCCACGAGGGCAGCAGCCACGAGGAGCUGCUGUCCCCCUGCGAGUGCACGGGGACGCUGGGGACCAUCCACCGCAGCUGCCUGGAGCACUGGCUGUCGUCCUCCAACACCAGCUACUGCGAGCUCUGCCACUUCAGGUUCGCCGUGGAGCGCAAGCCCAGGCCACUCCUGGAGUGGCUGAGGAACCCGGGCCCCCAGCACGAGAAGAGGACGCUCUUUGGGGACAUGGUGUGCUUCCUCUUCAUCACCCCGCUGGCCACUGUCUCCGGCUGGCUGUGCCUGCGAGGAGCCGUGGACCACCUGCACUUUAGCAGUAGGCUGGAAGCUGUCGGCCUCAUUGCACUCACUGUGGCACUCUUCACUAUUUACCUCUUUUGGACCCUGGUGUCCUUCAGGUACCACUGCCGGCUGUACCACGAGUGGCGUCGGAACAAUCAGCGGGUGAUGCUCCUCAUCCCAAAAUCUGCCAACGUCCCCUCCACCCAGCAGUCCCUGCUGGGCCUGCAGCCCCUCAAAAGGAGCUCCAAGGAGACAAUCGUGUGAUUUGGGGUGGGGCUGUACACUGAAGGUGUUUCUUUCUCAGACUGGCCGGGGUCGGGGCAGCGCCCAGCACCUAGGAAUGUGCAAUUUGGAUUUAUGGACCGACUGCAGAGGGAAAAGUCACAGCCAGAGUUCAAGUCAUGGAUGCUGCAGUCGUUUGUGGCAUUUGCUAAGCUGCCAAACGUGUUUAGUUAGCAGGGACCCUAUGGAUUCUGCAAAUAUGUUAAUUCUUGCGUCAUAGAGUGAUGCAAACUUUUUUAUUGUUUAAAGUAUUAAACUAUGGUAAUUAACAAUGCAAAACAGGUUUAAAAAGUGCUUUGUUUUUAUGAUUUCUUGCUCCUACAGUACUGUUUCUUUAGGCAGCUGGACAGUAACCAAUAUUUCUUUCUGCUUCCUAAAGCACAGCAAUGGCAUUUCCUCAUUUGAUUUUAUCUGCAGGUCCAUUAUACCAAUGUUUUGAUUAUUAAAAUUUGUGUGUAAUAAGCUCUAGAAAUUGGCACAUUAUUUAAAUGCUACAAAGUGAUUAGAAAAUCCUAUUACCCAUUUCCUAUUUGGCAGAGAAGGUCUGACAGGAAGAUUCUUCAGUUAUGAAUCUAGCAGGCACAAUAAAAAUUAAAAAAUUAGACAAAUUGCAGUAAUCUUCCUAUCAAAAGUAUUAUAGUACACAGCACUCAGGAAAAAAAAAAAAAAGAAAAAAUGUACUUUUCCAUGAAGAAGCACCACAUUCUUCAGUGAGGUGCACAUUCUGCUGGUGUGAAUUCAAACUUGGCCAAUUUAUCCUGCAUUUACACCAGGCUGAAUUUAACUCAACAGCUUACUUUUGUAUAGGGAAAGCUCUGCAUACAUAAUGAAUGAGAUCCUCAGAUAAGUUUUAGGAAGCAGGGACUCAUCUUGCAUGAAGAACAGCAUUACUUUAAAGCAGCAGAAACUCCAGUUUGACAGGUAGGAUUUAGCAGAGUGUGUGCAAACCCUGGCCUCUCACGGUAGCACUGAGACAAAAAAAAAAAUUUAAAACAUUUAAUACACAGUCUUCUGUGGUGGCCAAAUUGAAUUUGGAGUGUAAAGAUCAGACCUUAUUCCUGGGUGACUUUAUCUGCUUCCCCUUGGUUUUAUGCCCAAUUCAUUCAGCAAUUCUUCACUCCCAGAAGAGACACACUUAUGUAGACAGAUUUAUUUUAAAUAACUACACAAGAUCUCAUUACCAAAUGCUGCUAGAAUUAAAAAUCGAUACCGAGCCUCUCUGAACAGAUGAAUUUCUUAGAAUUGUGUAUGGAUGGCAAUAUCACCAUGUGCUCUGUUUUCCAAACACUGCAAGAAUUGAAAAUCAAAAGGAAGUCAUAGCAGGAAGGAUAAUAAUUUGUUAUUCAUAAUGUUUAAGGUAUUAUGGGUAUUUACCAUCAGACAAGAAGUUAUUUGAUGUCUUGUGCGUGCUCUGUGGUGGGAGGGGG
Messenger RNA from Poecile atricapillus (Black-capped chickadee), 2574 nucleotides. It is a transcript of the gene MARCHF3, whose product is annotated as membrane associated ring-CH-type finger 3. The record is from RefSeq and is a predicted model, not a curated record. Gene Ontology annotation, molecular function: ubiquitin-protein transferase activity; zinc ion binding. Bases 293 to 1129 code for a protein of 278 amino acids. Gene Ontology annotation, biological process: protein ubiquitination. NCBI's taxonomy places the organism in Eukaryota, Metazoa, Chordata, Aves, Passeriformes, Paridae. The transcript is spliced from 6 exons.